AGUACUUAGCCGCUCAUUUCAGACCGCGAGAGCGAUACGUCUUGUAAAAGGAAAAGCUGUUUUAGUUUUGGUUCGCGGACCGGAACUUAAAAUUAGGGACCGCGCCCAAGGAGCUGGAGUGUCGGUCGUGCGGUUGUCACAACUCUCGCAGCGCCUUCGGUGCUAGGACGACGCGCUUCACCGCUGAAACCGAUUCGAAAGACCGGCGCCGCCGCCGAGAGGGUAAACCUCAAGAUCGACGGACAUCAACAGUAGGCAGCCUCAACUGGUGCCUCCUUGCCUCAUCGUCAUCUUGGGGAACAAAGCGAGCUCCUUGUCUGCAGUCGUGGAGCAACGCGGAAGCCAUUACACACGAAGUGCUGCGCGUUGAGAAUAAAGCCGCAAGAUAGCGUAGCAGGAGCAGUGCCGUGUAGUUCUCCUAGCGAUUAGUUGUAUCAUUACAUCGACGUCGCGCUUCUAUUGCUCCUAGACAGCUUCCACCUCUACACUCCCGAGGUAGAGUUGAUCAACGUCUUCCUGCAGCUGCUUUUUCGAGGCGACACCCACCCCGUGGAAUCCGCCCAACAUGGCGACUAUGCUGGGGGACUACCCGUUCCCAAAGCGCCAGGACACCAUGUUCCUUGACACAAUACAUCCAAAAGACGUGCCGCUGGGCCAUGUCUACCCGCAAAAGGAGGAAGAUUUCUCCUUGAAGACCGACGACAUAUUCAAGGCGCAGCCCUACUUCCACACCCACAACUUCAGAAAUAUGAGAAAACCGGAAUGGGGUAUAGUUCAUACGGUUUUAUAUGUUUCCUUUGCUUUACAAGUUAGGUGUAGAUGAUGUAUGAAGGUACUAGAGCUUUGCAGAAGAAUGACAAGUUGAUGCAGGAUCACGUACUACAGGAGCGCGAAUCAUUUCUAUGUCUAAAAAAAUCGCAUCACAGACCACGGCAUGCGAGCAACGACCUGUUACCCAAAUCCACUACGAAGACCGCGAGAUUUGUCACUCACGGUUUACGACAUCGAAGGCGCGAGACCCGCAAAAACACAGGUUUGCGUUCUUGCGCAUUCAUGCAGCACGACAGGAAAUUUCUCUCUUACCGGAAUCGCAUGCGAAAUCGCAUGACAACUAUCAAAAAUUGUUGUUGAUUUUUCCUGAAUAAAAAUGAUGCAAAACCUCACAGAUCUUCAAGGGCCAGAGGCACGUAGACCCAUUAGCACCGGUGUACCAACUCCCUUCUUGUCAAAUGCAGAAACCGCUUUCGCCAAGUAUAAUCCGCUCAGGCGUUACAAUCUCAAGCGUUACAAUAGAGUCUGAGAUUUGUCUUGCAUGAUGAGCAUGAUCCAGCCAACUCUCAUAGGGUUGCGCAUGACAAGUUCCGGAGCUCCAAACCCCACUACAUUCUGUCGAAAUUUGUAUUGCGAAAGGUGGAACGCUGUGCGAGUCUGUCAUGCCCAUCAUGCAACACAACUUCCAGAUUCUAUUGUAACGUUUGAGAUUGUAACGUUUGAGCAGGUCAUACCAAGGAGAUUUAGCGGGAGACAUACCAACGACAUUUCGGACAUCGAGUACACUGCCCGUGAUUUUCUUGGUUUUAUUGCUAUUUGGUAUUCGUAUUUGUGAUGCUCGUGCUCCAGCUCCUGCUGCUGCUGCUGCUGCAUGAAAAGACGUACUUAGGUCGCACCCAGACUGUGCAUGGCAAAAAAUUUUGAAGAAACCCACUUAUACUAACUCAGGUUGACCAGCAGCAAAAUCAUCAUGCCCGACCGCAAUUACGUCAGGGAUCCGAACGACGCGAGUGACAUAGAGUACACCUGUCCCAACUACAAGGGCCGGGUAAUUCUCCCGUCUAGGACGAACAGCCAUCUAUGAAAUGCAAAAGUACUAUCGCACUCGUACAAGUAUCGCAAUCGUGCAUGGAUAUGAAAGACGAUUUGUCAAAAAUGAUAAACCUGCUUUCUAGAAGUACCUGAAUUCGCAUGAGAAAUUCCAAAUCUAUGUAUUAUUGACAAAAUGUGUCAUGGAUGCGGUAGCUCGUACUAGGUAGUGCGAUCAUGAUACUUUCGCAAUGCAUACCAUCCGGACCCGCACAACUCGCUCGCGAUUGGUGACAUUAACGGCCCGAAAAGGAAUAUGAAAGCCUCAGGUUGGAAAUCCUCAAAGUGGAGAUAAUUUGUAAUGCAAAAAAACGACUCCAGUUGAAGCGCCAUUUGUAGUCGGCGCAUGACAAAUUUCCCGGGCACUCAAAACGUGUCUGUCAUGCUAGUUGGGCAAAGAGCUGCCCUUCUUUCGUGCUAAUCAGCAGCCCAAGUCUGAACCCCUAGAAGCACAAUAGUCGGCCUCCAUGGCGUUCUCUGCAAUACAGUCUUUUUGGUGUCGCAUUUCAUGCAUCACAAAUCAUUUCCACUUUGAGAAUUUCCAUUCUGAGGCUUUCAUAAGGAAAAUUCCGUUUCGGGAAACGAACCCGGUGGACCCCGAGUAUUACGUCUCCCAGGCCACCACCACAUAUGCAUUGCAAAAGUAUCGUACGAGUAUAAGUUGCAUUACAAAUUAUGCUGAUUCACCCUGAGAAAGAGAUUUGUCAUGCAUAAACGCAAUUACUACGAGUGCGAUACUUUUGCACAGGAUACCACAAGCCUGUACGCAAAUUGGAACGAGGAAACAGGUAAUCGUUAUUGGUGAUGUCGCGAAGACUAGAUUUGCUUUUGUGAUGCGUAGUGGCGGUAACGACGUGCUGCGCAACGUGCAUCAUAAGUAAAUAUGUUGUUGUUGUAUGAGAUGAACUACGAUUUUGGAGGACUGACUACUGCAACACAAGGUCUCUACCACCCACAAGCGCGGCCGAGAACAAUAGGAGUCGUUCCGGGAAGCAAACCGAGGAAACUACAGUGGAGCAACAGCGAGCCACAAUUGAGCUUAGUCAAGGAGGAUAUUGCAGGUAUUCGUAUUGAAUUUGACAAAGCAAGGUAGUAGGUCCUGGUAAUGCACUGCCACAAGUCUCGUCUGGGUCUUUCGUCGUUGUCAUGCCGUUCUUGCCAAAGCCACCUAGCAGAGAAAUGUAUGAUAAACGAAUUCUCUUCUAAGGUGCGAACUCGCAGAGGUGGUGCGGCGAGCGACCCAUUCACGUCUAUGACGAUAUGACGACAAAACCGCCCAUCUUCUUCCACGACCCAUUUGACAUCCCGGGGGCACAGGUAACCAUGGGACUUGUUGUGCAGGAAGUUGUGAUUGCGUGGUUCUUCAUUCAUUCUUCGUGCAAGGCGAAAAAUUGCAUAAAGGUUCCCUUUUGUUUUGCAUCAAAGUUCGGUCGACGGUUCUGAAACAAAGCGAAAGCUGGACUCUCUCGAAUAAUAUCGAACAAAACGGGACUUAACACACAGGUAAGCAGUUUGAAAAAGGGUUUGGUCACGAGCCGGUUCACGAAUCCCAUCACACCCGCCUACACGCUCCUCGACGGAAAGAAGGACGUCCUGCCAAAAUACGUCCCAAGACAGUCCGCGGACGCUAGGCUUCCCGCGACCGGGACCUCCGCACCGUUAUCUGCCACAGCAGCCUCCGCGUUGCCGACGCCGCAGGGGAAAAGUGCGAGCUUUUCGGCGGACAAGGAAAACAUGCCCCCGAUGCCCAUGCCGGGGAACAACACCAAUGUGAACUCGCAGACCAUGAAAAUGCCUAUGCCCCCCGCUUCGGGCGGAACCGCGGCACAGCAACUGGGGCAGUUUGUGGACGGUUGAGAUCAUAUGAAAUUAGAGAACGGUACUAGGAAUGCAGUAUCUGUACGGAAGGAACUACUGCGAAAGCGAAAUGUUUCUCAAUUAAUAGUAUAGUGAGAUUUAUUCAAAAUGAACUUUUUACAGUUUCAUCCUGUAAUUGUGCAAAAACUUCUAUCAAAAUGACCUGACCACUGGUGUCACCUGUGAAUGUAAAUUACCUUUCAAACAAUCGCCAAUGACCCGUAAAAAGAACUAUUCGCUAGAAGCUCAAUUCGUAUUUCAGAAGCUUUGAAUGAUAUCCGGUGAAGUUGUUGUGCUACAUCGAAGAAACGAACCGACUGUCGAAUUCGGGAUACACCCCUCCAGAACUCCUUAAUUUUACACCAAAACUAAAGCUAUGUGUGUGCUGCAGACGUCGUUGUGACGUAAUGCGGGCAUGAUCGGGGCGUCCGUUUCACUUGUAGCAGCAGUCCCGAGCAGCAGUCGUGAUUACAUUGUAGAAUCAGACGAGAACUGAACUGUAGCUAAACCUUUGCACCGAACAAAUGAACAGCGAAUGAUAUUUGUUAUGCUAGCUUGAUAAGAUACGGAACUACCACUACAUGCCUCGUAGUUUAUCUCCUGACCUGUUGCCUCCUCCUGUAUCACACCACUGAAAAUUCCUACUUUCACCGUGCUGUGACAGUGGCGCUCGCGCACUGCAUAAAAUACCCUUCAUCUACUUAACUCGAACUCCUCCUCCUGUGUCUCCGAGGUUUGUUUGCCGUCCCGCCUGACAGCCUGAAAACUAUCCCUGAACCUCCUGCUGGUGAACUCUAAAAUAGAAAGAUACUAAACUACGGCAGUGUUGCUCACUCCGUACCGGGUCCCGUGCGAGCAACCGUAGCCAGCGGAGUGGAGAGGGAAACCACUGCUCAGACGUUACCGGAGAAAUUUGGUAACGAUUGGAUCCCGGGAGCGCACCCACAGAACUUGCCCAUGGACCUGUGAAGAACACGACGGCAGCGAUCUCCGAUCAUUCUCGUCAUCACUCCGAUCUGAAGUUGCUCUUGUGAUCUUUAUGAGUUUACGGCUAAGAUUAUGCGUUCAAAAAAAAAAAAAAAGAAAGAUACUAGACUAAGCCUGCCGCCCACCGUGCUAGGCGCGGCUAUCCUGGUGCGCA
Messenger RNA from Amoebophrya sp. A120, 4858 nucleotides. NCBI's taxonomy places the organism in Eukaryota, Dinophyceae, Syndiniales, Amoebophryaceae. The record is from the annotation of a GenBank genome assembly.